AUGCACUGUUUAACCCUCUCUAAACCCUUACACCUCUUUGUUCUGGGAGCAAAGUCACCGGUGAGAUGUUUGGUCUACGAAGCCGAUAAACCAGAGCAGCCGAUCGACAAAACAAAGUCUGAGACAGCAAAGAAAUUGAAGAUCGGGAUCUACUUCGCUUUGUGGGCUUUAUUUUGUUUCAACAUCUACAACAAGGAGGCCUUGAGCGCUUACCUUUAUCCAUGGCUUACCUCCAUUCUCUCUCUCAUCGCUGGUUUGUUGAUGAUGUUGUUCUUUUGGGCUGUUGGCAUCGUUGAGACUUCUAAAACUGAUUUCAGUUUCUCAAAAAAUACCUUUUCCGACAAGUGGAUUAGUGAAAAG
Eruca vesicaria subsp. sativa (arugula) is the source of this 360-nucleotide messenger RNA. The record is from the annotation of a GenBank genome assembly. NCBI's taxonomy places the organism in Eukaryota, Viridiplantae, Streptophyta, Magnoliopsida, Brassicales, Brassicaceae.